Psilocybe cubensis is the source of this 2007-nucleotide messenger RNA. RefSeq lists its product as uncharacterized. Lineage: Eukaryota; Fungi; Basidiomycota; Agaricomycetes; Agaricales; Agrocybaceae. The transcript is spliced from 3 exons. Bases 1 to 2007 code for a protein of 668 amino acids. The record is from RefSeq and is a predicted model, not a curated record.
AUGGAGAACUUACCUCACCCAGAACUCCAGGCAAUUAAAACCCGCCUCCUUCAGAUUCACGAUGGAAUUUCAACGUUUACACCGCUUACAGCCAGACCACCCAUCCUCGAUUCUUCCUACGACGCUGGCAACGAAAAUAACGAAGACAAUCAAUGGCUUCAGCAAGAAAUUGUUCCCGGACUGAAGAAGUUAAAGGAGAAUAUCAAGCUUGAUCUAGGCGUAUUGGAGAAGUUUCUCGACGAUCCAAAUUGUGUCAAUCUACCUGCGCUGUCGACGAAUGCACCGUACCUCAUCGCUGUGUGGAACGAGGUGAUAUGCGCAGCACCGCCAAUCGUAUCGGUUUACAAGACAUUCCCCCUCCAAGUGUCAUCCUCUACAUUGACUCAUGCUGAAAAAGUUGGCACUCGCCAGGAACCUAAGACUGGGGCAAAGGUGGAUGUUGUUGCAGAUAAUGGACGCCAGUGGAUCCGAGUCAAUACUGUCAAAAAUUCGCGCAUGAUGUCUGAAUUUCGCGAAAUCGAUUCGUAUCUUACAGACAGCAGUGAUGACUCUGAUGAAGAAUGGGAUGACGUCUCACGGCCUACUCUAGCCCAAAAAGAAUUCGAUAACUCGGUCCUGCGUAUGGGACGCACACUAUUACAAGCAGCGAAAGCCAACCCAAUCGAAGGCACUGCUGAAAUACCCAAAGUUACUCUCCGGCUCACACGUCUGGACCCACACGCAAACGAGGAUGGUACAUUGCCCGACAGUCGUAUUGGCGAGACAAUCGACAGACUUCUCGAGCUCGGAGUGAACGUUGAACUUGGGGAGCGCACCGACGCCGAACUGUCUGCCGUGCCUCCACCAUCUACUGAGGAUGCCCCGAUACCUGAUGACAUCUCUUUUGCCCCUACUUCCAACAUCAACCUCGACCUUUCGGGAUUGAUAGCCCUAAUUUCAGAUCUUACUCAUGCCUCAGUUCCUGAGACGCCUGAAGAACUCAACAGGCGCUUCGUUCCCCCUCAGGAAUAUCGUGAAUGGAAACAGAAGCGCCAAGAUAUGAAACUCAAAAAUGGGGGGAAAUUCUCUCAGUCUGAUCUUGAAGACCGCGGCAAGUCGAAGAAAUCCAACAAGAAUGCAGGAGGCGGUACGCAAGUCCAGAGGGAAGGUUCUGAGACUCCUGAACUAGAAAACGAUAUCAAUGAUCUCCCUCGCGACUUAAUACAACAUGCGCGUGCGUUGACUAACCAGUUACUCCAGGAAAUGGGGCAAGGUCUUCUUCAAGAAAUCCGCGAUAAACUCGAAAUGUCCACCGCAUGUCCCAACGAAAUAAUUAACCCCUCAUCAUCUUUGAAAGUGGUAUUUUGGACAACCUCAGAAGCGCGUGAACGUUGCCUCCGCAUCGUAUCCAAAAUUGGCGGUGUACAUGAAAAGAGAAGGGCAUAUGCACUCUUUUGUUUGUCUCCAACUGACGGCUCAGAAAUUUCUCUUGAAGAGGCUGAGCGCUUGUACUGGCAAGGCUCGCGCUUUACACCUCAGUUUAUCCCACUUCUCCCCAUUCAUAUAUUUCCAUCUGACGCCCCUGACGCCUCGUCGGUCGGACCAAACGUCCCCGUACGUCCCAGGUCAGGUUUUGCAAAGGCUCUGGGGAAAGUGUGCGCCGACAUUCUCUCCCAGGAGAGUAUCCCGCGCCGACGCGCGCUGCCCACUGACGACAUAAUCAACGGCGCUAACUCCGAGAUCCAGCGCGCUACAGUGACUAAGGCGAACCCUCGGCUGACCGCGCAUACAGUGCAGAGCAUGCAAUGGGGUGCAGAGCUUGGCUGGACGACGCUUACCGCCAAUCGGACAAGCGUCAAGGCAAUCUUGCGGGAGCUCAAAAGCGCCAAGGUUGCGGGAAGGCUGGCGGGUGUGGGUAAGGGGGACAGCGAUGCGGAUGGGCAGGCUACCGCCGCGAUUUGGAUUAUUGACCCGCGUAGUCUUGCGGAGGGUAUGUCGAGCGUGCCACCUGUGCGCAGCGGCCAGUGA